AUGUUCAGGGUACAUAACAGCAAUAAUUUUCUUCCGAUGAGCGUCGAUGCGCCUAACAGAGUUACAGAGCUGGAAGAUACCACUCUAAAUUCUGCGCAAGAUGGACCAUCAUCAGUCCCAGCUUCGUCAUUGCCUUCGUCAUCACCAAUUGUUCUCGCACAAUUCCCACUGGACGUUUUGCUCUCGAUCCUAGACUAUCUGCCAAAGUCCAGCAUCAUUUCUCUGGCCAUGACUCACAAGGCCCUUUACAAUGCAGUGCACCUUCUUUUCCAGGAAGGAAAGCUAGCCUUUGAGCGUCAAGAUAUUGUCGACUUCAUAAGGGCUCUGCAAAGAGAUUCCCCCAACACCUAUAUCUGUGCUGCAUGCAAUAAACUAUGCCCCUUGAACCCCAACGGCACAUGGGGAGACCAAAGCCACCAAGAUUGCAGCGCCUCCUCCUACUGGGCCUGGUGGGACUGGUGUUCGGCUCAAAGGCGGUAUUCAAAUGCGGACAUCAGGUCACUCCUCUGGCAUCCCGCUUCGAGGGAGGCCAAACUCGCCUUCAUGGACGCGUACCUGGUUAUGGACCGGCAUUUCCUUGGCAGUCGAUACGGAUUGCCGUUGCGGAACCUGGAACGACACGCUGCGUUCGAAAAAUACAUCGUUUUGAAUAACGAUAUGGAUUUUGGCCAAAUUGAUUGGGAUGACGAUGAUGAGAUGGCGCGAAGGCGACAGUCUCUGAACCUCUUCAACCAAGGUGUUUUCGACCAAGGGCUAGGGCCAAACGAAGCCAGCUUGUGGAAGCCUUGGAGGUUCUCCUUUGACUACGUCCCCAAAAUCAUCAACGACGAACUCUUUAUUGGCAGGUUCAACAGGAUUGACGGACCUUUGGUGUCUUUCGAACAGUUUGCAGCCCUCCUGGGCAGCAUCCACCUACCAAUCUGUCACCACCUGGAAAUUGUGUCGGAGCCGUACGGCGACAUCCUCAUCCAGCACACCGACGAGCCGAUGAACCACCUAUACGCCGUGAUUGACAAAGAGACUGAUGUGCUAUAUGGUUCAUGCCCAGACUGCUUCGCGGACUACGACUUUUCUGUGAAAAGAGUCGAGGACCAGCAGGAGUGGAGUGUGAGGCUUUCCACGUACCAUCGUCUCGGGGCCUGUCGCUCUCCAUACGAUCCUAAAUGGAGUCGUCUUCACCAUGACUACUCGACAAGGGUCCAGGAUUCUUUUGAGAACUUGAUAGAUCUUGAUUUAUUCCCCGGCGGAGAGGCGGAGCGGCAGUGGUACGCAAGACUCGAUCAGGAAUUUGCCGCCAGAAACCUUGGCAGCCUCGAAUGA
Trichoderma gamsii is the source of this 1320-nucleotide messenger RNA. RefSeq lists its product as hypothetical. Gene Ontology annotation, molecular function: protein binding. NCBI's taxonomy places the organism in Eukaryota, Fungi, Ascomycota, Sordariomycetes, Hypocreales, Hypocreaceae. The record is from RefSeq and is a predicted model, not a curated record. The transcript has a single exon. Bases 1 to 1320 code for a protein of 439 amino acids.